This is a messenger RNA of Astrephomene gubernaculifera, 2610 nucleotides long. The record is from the annotation of a GenBank genome assembly. Lineage: Eukaryota; Viridiplantae; Chlorophyta; Chlorophyceae; Chlamydomonadales; Astrephomenaceae.
AGACCGCCUUGAUUAUCGCUUUGUAUCACAUUAACAACUCAACAUGGAGAACCUGCCGCUCAAGGACAGCCAGCUGCCGAUGCCAAGAAUUCAAAAUGUGCUUUGCGGACUUAGCAUGUCCGCUUACGAUACACUCUACAAGCACCUAAAAGAUGAAGGAAGCGUGGGCGUUGCACGUCUGGCUUUCCACGCGCUGCGUGAUGCUAUCGACGUCUGCGUGCGCGACUUAGCGCUACAUGUGAACUAUAGGCAUCGGCGACCAUCGGACGAGGCCUUGGCGCCCUCUCUAAGGCGCUGGCCCUGCUGUGAAGCUAUCCGGCUGGAGCUGCGCCAGCUCGAUGCGAACAUCGUCAGCCCGGAGGACAUCGCAGAGCUGGUGGCGCUGCUGUUUGUAGACGUGCCGCUAGCAGCCAGGCAGCGCAUCAAGCGAUUCAAGAUCAACUGGGACGGCUGUGUGGACAUCCAGUUGGCUGUAGCGCAGCUGCCGCUGUGGCUGCCCGCCCUGAAGGAGCUGGACCUCUCCGACGAUUGGCCGCUCCUGAACGAUUCCCCACGGCGGAUGCAGAAGCUGAUGUACCUCGCUCUUUCGAACCUUCACAACUUGGAACGGCUUAUGCUGCCAGGGUGUAAGGCGCUGGAGGGUGUGGGCCACCUUGCGGCAUGCAGCAGCCUGACAAGCUUAGCAUUUACCGAGCCGUAUAUGAUUGGGAGAUUGCCGGCGCACAAUCUGACCACUGCUCACAUUAGUGAGUUGUCCAGGCUGCAGCAGCUGCACUUAAUGCAUUGCAACCUGCCAGUCGACAAGGCGACAGGCACGUCUGAGAUGCUGCAGCUGCUGCUGAGCAGCUUGCCGCCCUCCCUGCGGCACCUGCAGCUUGAGGAUUGCGUGAUUGACGGCUCUUUUCAGGACUUCGACCGCACGCAGACCUUGGACUUCCAGCUAGAGGAGGGCCAGCUGCGGCUCAUACAGCUAGAUUGUACCGACCUUGAAAGUCCGGCAAUGCCGGUACUCCUGCGCAGCAUCCCACAGCAGCAGCAGAAGCCACGUCUGGUUAUCGGCGAACUGCUCAUAGAGUAUGAUGAGCAGCUGUCCGAUGAGCAGCUGGCCGGUUUUCGCGAGAAGCCGCUGUGGGAGCACUUUGCAGCUACAGAGGUGAAGGCCAUGUGUGCCUGCCAUGAGAUCUAUGACUGCUAUGGGCGUGUGGCUGCAGUGCUUCAAGCGGCGGACUUGCUGGGCCCGCCUCAGGAGUUCCAGUUCGAGGUCCUCGGUGACUUUACGAUAACGGUGUCGCCUUCCGGCCCUGCACUGCUGGAUGGCGACAUGCAGCAGUCGGGGCUGGCGGCGGCAGGUGGCCGGCGGCCGCUGCCCUCAGCGGGUGAGCUGCUGCUGAGUGUGAUGCGGCGUGCAACGGCAGCAGCGGCUCAGGAUGCCGGCGGGUGUGCUGGCAGUGGCUCGUCAGGGGAGCAUUUGCUGUGGGUGAGCGGCCCGCUCCUGGAUCAGAUGCUUGAGGGGGACGAGGGGGGGUGGCCGAGGGCAUCGAUCGAGCGGUGGAUGAACAGGCUGGAGGAUCGGGCGGUGCAGUCGACGGGGGAUGGCAGCGAGCGCUGCGUGGUGUGGUACCAAGAGCUGCCGGCUGCACGGGCAGUGGUGAUGCAGUGCGACGAGAAGGCGGCAGCGGAGGCGGUGGAGGCAGCUGUGAAGGAGCUGGCGGUGGAGGCGGGGACGAUCGGGGCAGCAGCAGAGGGGCUGGAGGCGGCUGCACCGCUGCAGGUGCUGCGGCUCUGGUCUCGGAAGAAGUCUCCGAGGGGCUUCAUCGGUUUUGGCUGCGUGCGUGACGCCUUUAUAGAGGCCAUUCAGCAUGCGUGGGACGGCGCCUGGGAGCCCAGCGUAGGUGGCAUCGGGCAGAGGCGCUUGGGGUGGCUGCUGGCGCUCGUCGACGAGAUCUGCUCCCGGGGCCGGACAGUACGGACGCUGUAAUGACGAGUCGUGCUGGCGGUUGGUGCACUGGCUGGGGGUGGAGUGGGACGGGAUACGACCGUUUAGGGUUGGGGUAUGUAAUGCAGGCGUGGGUUAAGGGCGGUGUCAUGUACGGAUGCAGGAAGGCAGCAGGAGGACGUGGGCUGUGUGCGGGCGACGCGUAGGUUUUCUUGUAGCAGUGAAGUGCAUGCAAUAGGUUAAUGAGUUAAUACUGUUAAUAAGUUCCAUACUGGCAGGGCAGCAAUUGUCGUGCGUCUAGCGUGCUGGAGAUAGGUAGCUGUGAAGCUCCCUAUUCCUGCUGUGCUGGUGUCGGGUGUGUGUGCCAAAUGCGGCGCUGCUGUGUAUAUGUAUGUUUGGGCAUGCAUGGCAAAGAGUCGCGGAUAACACGGGUGUGAGGCUGCAGGCAGGGUUCCUUGCAUUCAUGUAUCAUGUUCCUUCGCACCUUUGAACCUGUGGAAGGGUGCCCCGGGAAUGGGGUUUUGAGCUGUGCGAGAGGAGGAGCAGGAGGUGGUGUUAGUUGGCUGGAUGUUUGCUGGAGUUCACCACGCGUUCAGGGCGUUCCCGUGUUCCAUCGGGUCCCCGUCUUUGAGCCCUCGUCCUGCCAGCUGUCUUGGUUGUCAGUACAUGCUGGG